AUGAUUUCAAAAUUGUUUUCAUUGGUGUCAGCAUUUUAUAUUAUUUUCGUUUCCAUUACAUCAGCAACCAAUACAACCGGCAGUGCCGUACAAAUCUCUAAUUCAGUCUUUACAUCAGAUCUACUUCAAGGUUAUCAUGUUUUUAGAAAAUAUCAAGAAACUACAACAUUCGAAUUGUCUUCUUCAUCUGAUGUUUUCGUUAAAAUACCUGGUCUUACUUUUGCUACUCAUCAUUCACAACCAAUGGUAUAUCAACUUCAAUUCCAUGGAACAUGCCAGCAAUACUCAUCUGCAACUCAUAGUUUUAUUCGUUUUCUAAUCGAUAAUCGAGUACUCAUUUCAAAUUAUCUCUUGCCAAACAAUGAUCAACGACAAGCACUUGCUCCUGAACUUGGUAUUAGUAAUUUUUAUGUUGACUAUCGUGGUGGUUCAAUGUCUUACGGUGCUCUUACUACUGUAGCAAUGCCUUGUCCCAAAUCUGACUUGAUUUUGCUCAAAGGAGGAACUCAUAUUAUUGAAGUCGCUGCUCGUUUUGUAACCAAUGGGAAACUUUAUAUCUUUGGCGGUGAGCUGACAGUUCAGAUGAUGCAGUACCAAGUAGGUACUCGCAUUACCAUUCCGAGUCCUAUAAUUCGCGGAUGA
This is a messenger RNA of Rotaria sp. Silwood2, 642 nucleotides long. NCBI's taxonomy places the organism in Eukaryota, Metazoa, Rotifera, Eurotatoria, Philodinida, Philodinidae. The record is from the annotation of a GenBank genome assembly.